CUCACAUCGUCUCUCUCUCCCACUCCCCCCUACUACGUUUUUCUCUCUGGCUUUUCCACUCCAGCAAGUCUGUUACAGUAGGCCAGCCGUCUCCUAUCUCCUUCCAAGAGAUUGAUCUAUACUUUUUAAUUCUUUAAAUCACUUGGAGUUUACAGGACAAAAGAAAGGUUGGAUGAUAAACACUCUCUCUCCUCAGAGACCAGCUGUCACAGCAAGCACUUAAAAGGCCGGCCCUUAGCCACGUACCUCUGGGCGAAAUGGAUACGUUUUUCCGGCGGCACUUUAAGAGGAAAGAGGCCACAGCUGCUUGUGGGACCGCCCCCGAGUACUGCAGGCACAGACGUACCAGUGUGGCAGUGCCAACCAGCAAAGCCAGGAGACGCUCCAGCGCGGGGCUGCCCUCGGCCGUGCUGACUCAGAGGCGCCGCUCUAGUGUUCAGAUGCAGGGACUUCCUGUGGGACCAGCCGCUCGCUGCCCGGGAGGAAGCAGGCUGGUGAAGUCGCAGCAGGCACGGCGCCGGUCCAGCACCACCACGCCGUGCCUCAACCCGCGCUUCGCCGUGCGCAGGAGACGUGGGGGGAAGCUGCGCACCAUAGACACCCACCUCCUGGGGCCCUCCAUGCUGCUGGCCAGCCUGAUCCAGAUGACGGAGGAGGAGGAGGAUGGGUCCCUGCAGCCCGGGGAACGCCAGCUCGCGAUGCGGCGGGAGGGGAAGAAGAAAGCCCCGUCCUGCUCGGACUCGGAAGGCGACAGCCCCUGCACCAGCGGCUGUGAAUCGGAGGAGGAGGAGGAGGAGGAGGAGGAGGAAGAUGAUGAGGAAGACGGUGCUUGCUGCUCGGACCGAGAGGACUGGAGCGAAAUCUCGGUUUCCGACCGGGAGUUCGAAGACACGGCACUCCCAAGCCCGCAGGACCUGGAAAUGUGUCGUGGCCUGGAGGUGGAGAACAUCAACGCCAAGCCCCUCAUCAGGGCCCCUCGGUGCCUUCGGAGGAACUCCUCCCACCUGCUGCCGGCUGAGGCUGUGUUUUACGGCAAGAGCUCUUACGGACUCUACGGGAAAUAUAGGAGAACUAGCCAGCGGCGCCGGUCCAGUGGUUCCUUGAACGCUGGCGGCAGCCGCAGAAUUUCCACCAUCUCCAAGGCUGGGAGCCCCUGGCCGGGGCGGGGGGUACCCUUACCCAACAGACGCUCUUCGGUGGCGACCCGGAGAGCCUCGGUAUCCCUGUACAGGACCUGCUCCCCCUGCUGGAGGCCCAACGGGCGGAGGAGCUCCCUCAGCCCACUGCAGGGGAUGUAUUACGACCCCCAGCUCGAAACUUGGAGUGGGUUUCUCUCGAAAGCGAUCGCGAAAUCGGGACUCCAGCAUCUCGUGGCUCAGCCGGGGGCCUCGGCCGCAGUGAAGGGCGACCCGGACAGGGAGAUCCGCAGCACGGUGGACUGGAAUGAGAAUGCCCUGUAUGGGGAGCACAUCUGGUUUGAGACUAAUGUCUCAGGAGACUUCUGUUAUGUUGGAGAGCAGCACUGCAUUGCUAAAGCACUGCAGAAAUCUGUACCUCGGAAAAAAUGUGCUGCCUGCAAGAUAGUGGUCCACACUCCCUGCAUUGAACAGCUCGAAAAACUCUCCUCCCAAGAUGAUAUGUCACCAAUAGGCAGUCUCCCUGACCAGGACACUGCCAAAGGCUCUUGUUUUAGAAUAAAUUUUAGGUGUAAACCAUCGUUUAGGGAAUCUGGAUCAAGGAAUGUGCGAGAGCCAACACAUGGCCGAAGAUUUCAUAAAAAGCCCAGGCCCCUUCUGGGCCUCAUAUUGAUGGCUAACCGCAUGGCGACCGCUUGUAUGACACAGAAUAAGCCCACGAUUGUUCGGCACCACUGGGUUCACCGGAGGAGACAGGAAGGGAAGUGCCGGCAGUGUGGAAAGGGUUUCCAGCAGAAGUUUGCCUUUCAUAGUAAAGAAAUUGUUGCCAUCAGCUGUUCCUGGUGCAAACAAGCAUAUCACAACAAGGUGACGUGUUUCAUGCUGCAGCAGAUUGAGGAGGCCUGCUCUCUCGGGGCUCACGCUGCCGUCAUCGUCCCCCCAACCUGGAUCAUCCGUGUCCGGCGACCCCAGACGUCACUAAAGUCAAGUAAGAAGAAGAAGCGCACAUCCUUCAAACGCAAGUCCAGCAAGAAGGGAGCAGAGGAGACCCGGUGGAAGCCAUUCAUAGUGAAGCCGAUUCCUUCACAGUUGAUGAAGCCUCUUCUGGUGUUUGUGAAUCCUAAAAGUGGCGGAAAUCAGGGAGCUAAGAUAAUCCAGUCCUUCAUGUGGUACCUCAACCCACGCCAAGUGUUUGACCUCAGCCAGGGAGGACCUAAAGAAGGGUUAGAAAUGUACCGCAAAGUCCACAAUUUGCGAAUUCUGGCCUGUGGUGGUGAUGGCACUGUUGGCUGGAUCCUGUCCAUCUUAGACCAGUUGCAGCUGAGCCCGCAGCCAGCGGUAGCUGUUCUUCCUCUGGGCACUGGGAAUGACCUGGCCAGGACUCUGAACUGGGGUGGGGGGUACACGGAUGAGCCCGUUUCCAAGAUCCUCUCUCAUGUGGAAGAUGGAAAUAUUGUCCAGCUUGAUCGCUGGAACUUGAUUGUGGAACCAAAUGUACAAGCAAAUCCAGAAGACAAAGAUGAAGGAGCAACAGAUAAGCUUCCCCUUGAUGUCUUCAAUAACUACUUCAGCCUUGGUUUUGAUGCACAUGUAACUCUGGAGUUUCAUGAAUCUCGAGAGGCCAAUCCCGAGAGAUUUAACAGCCGAUUUAGAAACAAGAUGUUUUAUGCCGGGACAGCCUUUUCAGACUUUUUAAUGGGCAGCUCCAAAGAUUUAGCAAAGCACAUCAAAGUUGUGUGUGAUGGUACUGAUCUCACAUCAAAGAUUCAGGAUCUAAAGCUGCAAUGUAUAGUGUUCCUUAACAUUCCCAGGUACUGUGCAGGCACGAUGCCCUGGGGUAACCCCAGCGAACACCACGAUUUUGAACCCCAGCGCCAUGACGACGGCUGCAUCGAGGUCAUCGGCUUCACCAUGACAUCCCUGGCAGCUUUACAGGUGGGAGGUCACGGGGAGAGACUGAACCAGUGUCGAGAGGUGACCCUGACCACCUACAAGUCCAUCCCCAUGCAGGUGGACGGGGAGCCCUGCAAACUGGCCCCUUCCAUCAUCAGGAUCUCCCUGAGGAACCAGGCCAAUAUGGUGCAGAAGACCAAGCGUAGGACCUCCAUCCCCCUGCUGAAUGACCAGCAGCCCAUCCCUGAGAGGUUACGGAUCCGUGUGAAUCGCAUCAGCAUGCAUGACUAUGAAGCCUUACAUUACGAUAAAGAAAAGCUGAAAGAGGCCUCGAUCCCAUUGGGUCUCAUUGUUGUCCCCGGCGACAGUGACCUGGAAACGUGUCGUUCUCACAUUGAGAGGUUGCAAGAGGAUUUCAUCUCCUUUCACCCAUCUUUCCAGAGGCUGGUCCUACAGGAAGGUGAUGGCACAAAAUCAAAGACUCUGUCCUCCCAGAAGCUCUCCCCAAAGUGGUGUUUCUUGGACUCCACAACAGCGGAUCGCUUUUACAGAAUAGAUCGUGCCCAGGAGCAUUUGAAUUAUGUGACUGAGAUUUCCCAAGAUGAGCUUUUUAUCCUGGACCCCGAGCUGGUUGUCACGGAGACUGUGGGCACCUCUCCUGGGAUGCCAGACCUUGUGGACUCUUCUGGGGAGUUACCCAGCUCUGGAGCAGGGCACUUUGCCUUCCCAUCAUCCUCCUCUUCACCACCCACCUCUCCAGUUCCCAGCCCGACCAGCCCGCAUUCCGACAGCGAGGCCUUGGCUCGGCGAACCAAGAAGUCUCUCUUCUCCUCUCACUCCGGCUUCCCUUUUCCUGUCAAGAAGAGGAUCCUGGAGCUACAGAAGGCCUCGCAGCGGAAACGUAUUUCAAGCGACAGUUCGGUUGCCGAGGCGCUGGCUCAUAGCGAUUCUCUGAGGUCCACAAAGCCACCCCUCAGCAGGGUGGGAGCAAAAAUUGUGAGCGUCCAUCGUUCUAAUACAACUGCGGCGGAUUUCAAACCAUCUGGCAGGUCUGAGCAUUCUGCAGCAUUCAACACUGACCCAGUAUCUGCUGACUCGCUAAUUGAAUGUGUGAAGAGCAAGGAUCUUCAGAAGUUGAAAGAGUUGCACAAGAUGGGUGGAGACUUGACCAUCCAGGACUCAGCUGGGUGGACAUUGCUGCACCAUGCCGUAGAGGCUGGAAGUAAGGAGAUCGUCAGGUACAUCAUCGAUAAUGCUCCAACUGAACUAUUGGAUGUAACGGAGAAAGAGCACGGAGAGACCGUCUUACACAAAGCGGCAUCUCUGUGCCAGAGGACAAUCUGCCACUACCUGGUGGAGGCAGGAGCGUCGCUAAUGAAAACAGACCUGCAGGGUGACACCCCAAAACAUUGCGCAGAGAAAGCCAAGGAUCAAGAACUGGCAGCGUACUUAGAGAACAGACAACAUUACCAGAUGAUCCAGAGGGAGGACCAGGAGACAGCUGUAUGAUUAGCCCAGAAGUGCCAAAUAAUCCUGUACCAAAAAAAUAUAGUUAGCAGAUAAAAACUCAAGGGACUGUCAGGGUCGACCAGAGGCGUCUCUAGUCCUGGCCACAGUUUUCCUGUGAAAAGGGUAAGGCAGUGUGGCUCAUUUGUGCCCCUCUGCCACAGACGUGCUUUUGUCUAAAAGAUAGAAGAGGUGUUAUUGCCUUUCUUAAAGUCCAGGCUUCAUUUUAUUGCUGGCGAACCACAAAAAAAAAUUGUUGUUAAUGAUAGAGCUGGUCUUGGGGGGUGUUCUGUUGUUAAAGAAAAAAACAAUUGUAAAAAAUAAAAUCUGGAUUCCUUUGCUUACACUGCUGUUGAUAAUCGGAAACAAAUGCUCUGGAUUUUGAAGGGUAUUGGCACGUUUUAAUGCAGGGAAAUGCCUUCAAUGUUAAUCUCCUCUCAGGUGAUUUAAAUGUGAUUGAGUUUGCAUUUAAGUAAGAGAGUAAGAGAUCUGGAGAUGGAACAUUUUUGGUAUCUUCAUCAUUUUAUGUGACUGCUACAAAUCCUUUAAUAUUUUGAAUGAUUUUCAAACUUUGUUUACUUAAACUGCAGUGAGUAGUUUUUAUUCUUGUACUGCUAAGUUAGAAGGGAAGGUUUACACUGAAUGCUUCUUUUUUCUGUAAUUUUUAAAGAUUUAAAUUUAACUUUCUUUUUAACAAACGGAUGCUGUUCUGUAGAAAGAAUUGCAAGUUGUAUCUUUUAAUGCUGUACUGUCUUGUAGAAACUCUUCUCCAGCACUCACUUGGCUUCCAAUACAAAAUACUUGGUACUGUAAACUUCUUUAGUAGCUUGAGGUCAAAACAUUUUUGUAGGAAAACAAAUACCUGCUCUGAAUGCCUUGAAACUGUUUUUUUGCUUGUUGUUCAGUUUUCUAAAUGGUGUACUUCAGUCAUGAGAUAUUUCCUAUUACAGUAUGGAGUAAAUAUUUAUAUAAGGAAUAGCUGUAAAAAUAUCUUACUUUUGUGGAUUUGUUUCGUGAUGUUCAGAGUUUGUAUCAUAAAAAUGUACAUUUUAUAUGUUUUUCAGAAUAAAUAGCUAUUAUCUUCUAAUUUACUGUUACAUAUAACCAGGAUAGCUUUAUAGAGACACCUUAUUGUUUACUUCAUUUAAAGGUUGAGAAAGCUUGCUUGGUUUAACAGGGUCUGGGCUUCACAGUUUGAGUUGUUUGAGUUAAUUCUUGCUCAGUUUCUGGGUUCAGAUCUUUUAUUUUUAAAAGGUGGGGUGUUAUUUUCCAAAAUAAUGCUUUUUAUUUCAGUUCUUGUUGCUGUUUUUAUUUUAAAAAUAUUUGUGAACCCUAUUUAUUAUCAAAAUAUUUGUUCUGUGUACAAACUAAGAUUGGCCUUUAAACAUAUUUAAUUAAACAAUUAAAUUUUAAUUUAAUUUAUUGUUGGGUUGGAGUUAAUUAUUAAUUUUCUGGAUUGUUUAUAUUUAAAGUGUCACAGUAAUUAAGAUUCUGCAUCUGAACAUUUACAGCUAAAUGCCUCAGCAGAUUGUAUUUCAGUACUUUUUAAUAUUGUAAUAUUUACAAAAUUCUGUACCUAAAGUAUACAUUUACUGUAGAGUGAGAUUGGGUAAAAAUAUUGAAAGUUUGAUGUAAUUACGAAUUUUAGUUCAAAUUAUUUGUUUGCGUUGAAAAAUGUUAUACAUACGGUAUGUUCAAAUGAAGGUUUCCAUUUACUCAAAAUAUCAUUAUUGUAUGACUGUAUGUAUUAUCUUUUAAUUCCAUUACAGGUGUUUCGAUCUCCUUGAUAUUUUCAGAAGAAAUUAUGCUUUGUUAGUUGCCAGAAUGUUAGGAUUGUGGACUCCCAAUGUGAUUAAAUUACAGGACCAGUGUUAAAGUACUGUACGUUUCAACAUCCAUAUCCACAGACCUAAACUAUUUGAAGGAUGAAAAAAUAAUUAAGAAUCUGUAUUGCUGGCAACAGUUUUUUAACUGGCUGCCAACCAAUUCAGAUUUCGAUGUGAAAGGUAGUCUUUCUUUUAAAGCAAACAUAUGGAACUUUUCUUCAAGCAAGCAAAUGGCAAAGGUCUCGGAAUAUAAUUGCAGCUUUUAUUCAGGACGUUCUUAGGACGUGUUUAAUUGAUUCUUAUAGAUUUAUGGAAGUUGUCAUUUUAACAGCCAUGGCAUUCUGUAAACAUUUAUUGAACCAAUCUUUGUGUAUAUAUGCAUUACUGUAUGCAGGUAUACAGUAGUUGCAUACAAUAUACAGUAUACAGCAUGUGUACAAAUGUAUGCAUUUGUAUACUGUACAUGUGCAUCCAUGCUGGUUCUCUCAAUGUAAAUUGAUUUUUUUCACUUUUUCAGCAGUUGUAUUUACUUGAGUACUAUGAGAAGUAUAAGAUUUAAGAUGCUAAUAGUAUUUGACCGUGAAAUAUAUAUUUAAUUAUUAAAGGUUCUACAAUACCUAGUAAUACCUACUAUGCGAUUAUGUACAUUUUGCAUAGUAUACAAUAUGCUUUCAUAGGUUUUUAAAGUACAGGAUACUGUAGUCUCAACAUCGAUUCUAGCUUCUUUCUUAUUAACAGCAUUGUUAGAGUUGUAAGCUUGACACCACUUUUAUUAAUGUAUAGCCUUUAUUUAAAAUGCUCUGAAAUGGCAUCCACUUAUACUUUUGUGUUUCAUUUGCAGCUUUUAAGGAGUCUAGAUUAUAGUCUUAUUGUUUGGAAGAAGUCAGUUGAAAUAAUGACCUCCCUGUUCUUCAUGGUGAACAGAAGAAAUUCUCUGAAUCCACGCCCUUCGGAUUGGUUUCUGUCUGCGUGAAGAGAAUGCAUUUCAGACAAGAAGAUGCACUUUUUCUGCUUUACAGGCAUGUCAGUGUAUUCAUCCUUAAAUGAAGAUGUCUGAUGCUUUAGGUCCCUGCAGCUUUCUGUUCUCUUCCUGUGGGCCACAGCAGGAAGAAAAAAGUAAUUUUGUUUCUUCAAACAUAAGGGGAAAUAGGUGAAUCUCACCAAAUAUUUUGUGGCUUAGUUUUGCUUAGUUGCUUAGACUACACGGCGAUUUUGGACUUUUGAAAUCAUUGUAUUCAGGGAAUGGAUAGUUCAACACAUCUUUAAAUUUUCACAUUAAUUUUGACCUGGUAUUGCAUUAAUGUAUAUAUGCAAUGAUGUCAUGAUAUUCACAGGAUGUGUGAUCCAGUUAAGAAGGAAAAUGCGUCUGGAACAAGCUACCCAGUCAUGUUGUUUAAGUCAGUUCUUUCAAGAAACAUCUGGAUGCGUUCAUCCAAUCAUUUAGUUUAUAUCCUUUCUCAUGUUCUAAAAUUGCUCUCAGUGAGUUAAAAGAUUACAUCGUUUGAUAUCUUCCAAGUACAAUUCCUACCUGAACAUCAUUUGCAGAGAUUUAUAAAACAUACAUUCAAGGUAAACACUGAAUAGUUAGUUUUCCUAGAGGAGAGGAAAAUGGAGAUUCUUUGACACUGCUUUAUAUGUCAAUAUAUGUCAAUGCCCUGUGUCAAUAAACUCAAGGUUUGUAAAGCACUUGAGAUAUCUUUAAUGAUAAAAAAAACUAACUUUUAA
Molecule: messenger RNA, 8086 nt
Organism: Lepisosteus oculatus (spotted gar)
Lineage: Eukaryota; Metazoa; Chordata; Actinopteri; Semionotiformes; Lepisosteidae
Gene: dgkza
Product: diacylglycerol kinase, zeta a
Biological process (GO): regulation of synaptic transmission, glutamatergic; lipid phosphorylation; diacylglycerol metabolic process
Cellular component (GO): nucleus
Molecular function (GO): protein binding; ATP-dependent diacylglycerol kinase activity
Source: RefSeq, a predicted model, not a curated record